GGGGAGAAGGAUGGACCCGGCUUCGCAUAUCCUUUAGGUAAUGUUGAGUUCAAAAAGAAGCCAUUGCUGCCUUGAGAAUGGACAUUUCAAGAAGUUUCAUCAAUCACUCAUCCCCUCAAUCAACAGCACAGCUCUUCUCGCGACAGACUCGAUUGGCUCUCGUCCAAGUGGCAUCAAACCACCUCAUCCCUCUUCUUGUCAACUUUGACACCUUUGUAUACCAUCUAUCAUCAUGACCAGCCUUUCUACAAAACUUGCCGCGCUCGAGACGGCCGGCAAGCCGAUCCAGGUCGGCAUCAUCGGCGCUGGCAAAUUCGGUUCCAUGUUCAUCUCCCAGUCCUUCCGAACAACCGGUCUCCGUCUAGCAGGCAUCGCCGACCUCUCCAAGGACCGAGCUCUGGCCUCACUCAAGCGAACCGGGUUCCCCGAGGACAAGUACGAUGCCACCUGCGCGCUCUCCGUGUCAGAGGGCAUCAAGGCGGGCAAGACUGCCAUCACCACAGACUCUGCCGCUCUUAUUGCGACGCCCGAGAUUGAUGUCAUUCUCGAGGUUACUGGUAACCCCGCUGCGGGUAUCCGGCACGCCUUGUUGUGCUGUGAGCACAAGAAGCACAUUGUCAUGAUCAACGUCGAGGCUGAUGUGCUGGCCGGUCCUCUCCUGGCACGCAAGGCCCGCGAGGCUGGCAUCAUCUAUUCAAUGGCAUACGGCGACCAGCCCGCCCUAAUUGCCGAGAUGGUCGACUGGGCCCACACAGCCGGGUUCGAGGUUGUCUGCGCCGGCAAGGGCACCAAGCAUCUCCCAGAAUACCACUACUCCACGCCCGACACCGUGUGGAACUACUACGGUUUCACUGAUGAGCAGCUUGCGGGUGGAGACUUCAACCCUCAGAUGUUCAACUCAUUCUUGGACGGCACCAAGUCGGCGCUGGAGAUGGCGGCCGUUGCCAAUGGCUGUGGCUUGAGCCCUCCCACAAAUGGCCUGAAGUUCCCUCCUUGUGGAGUUUGGGAUCUGCCCGAGGUGUUGAAGCCCGAGAGCGAGGGCGGUCAGUGUGAGAAGAAUGGCACAGUCGAGGUUGUAUCCUGUAUGGAGACGGACGGCAGAUGGGUCUUCAAUCACCUCCGAUGGGGUGUCUAUGUUGUUAUUAAAGCUCCUGGAGAGUAUCAGAAAGAGUGUUUCGAGCAGUACGGUCUCAAGACAGACUCGAGCGGAUGGUACGCUGCUCAGUACAAGCCUUACCACCUCAUUGGUCUCGAGUUGGGUGUCUCUAUCGCCACCAUCAUGUGCCGAGGAGAGCCCACAGGGCAGACAAAGACGUGGUCCGGCGACGUCGUUGCGACCGCCAAGCGGGAUCUCGAGGUUGGCGAGAAGCUCGACGGCGAGGGUGGCUUCACCGUCUACGGUCGGCUCAUGCCUGCCGAGGAUUCAAUGGCCAUCGAGGGACUUCCCAUCGGCCUUGCACACGGCUUUGUAUUGAAGCGGGCCGUGAAGAAGGAUCAGCGACUGAGCUGGCAGGAUAUCGAGUAUACUGCAUCUGCACAGGCCGUUUCUGUGAGAAAGGAGAUGGAGAUUAUCUUCAAGAAGGAGUUUGAGGCGAAGAAGCUGAACGGUGUUAAUGGAGUCAAUGGUACCCGUUAAGCUAUAAAUCCUGUUAUUAGCAUUGCAAGACAUAGAUGAGAUUUGAAAGCGCAUUCGGAUUAAUUGCUGGACAAAUUGUGAAGCUUGAUGAAUCGUGAUGGCUUAGAAGAGCACUCAUCCGGUGCAACAAACGAAGGCGAGAUUGAGGUAUACGACGGUGGGGGCAUUGCAGCACAGCGAAUUUUUUUUUAUAGCAAUUAUUCCCGUUAUCUAGGGCCUAUUUG
This is a messenger RNA of Ilyonectria robusta, 1860 nucleotides long. Its product is annotated as SAF domain-containing protein. Bases 233 to 1636 code for a protein of 467 amino acids. Gene Ontology annotation, molecular function: oxidoreductase activity; NADP binding. The transcript is spliced from 2 exons. Lineage: Eukaryota; Fungi; Ascomycota; Sordariomycetes; Hypocreales; Nectriaceae. The record is from RefSeq and is a predicted model, not a curated record.